Molecule: messenger RNA, 2668 nt
Organism: Poeciliopsis prolifica (blackstripe livebearer)
Lineage: Eukaryota; Metazoa; Chordata; Actinopteri; Cyprinodontiformes; Poeciliidae
Gene: ube2j2
Product: ubiquitin-conjugating enzyme E2, J2 (UBC6 homolog, yeast)
Exons: 7
Coding region: 132-917 (261 amino acids)
Source: RefSeq, a predicted model, not a curated record
CUCGCUGGUGACGUUAGCUAAAGCUACGUUGGUGUCAUCGUCUUCUCGGUGUGGAGGCUUGACAACAAAAACCACAGUCUUAAUUUCGUGCCCAGCCACGAACAAAUAUUCUCAUUGGAGUCCCUGAAGAGAUGAACAACACCGGGAAUAAGAGAGCUCCAACGACAGCCACACAGCGACUUAAGCAGGAUUACCUCAGGAUAAAGAAAGACCCAGUGCCUUACAUCUGUGCAGAACCUCUCCCCUCCAACAUCUUAGAAUGGCACUAUGUAGUCAGAGGUCCUGAGAAAACGCCAUAUGAAGGAGGAUAUUAUCACGGAAAACUCAUAUUUCCUCGUGAAUUUCCCUUUAAACCUCCAAGUAUUUAUAUGAUAACUCCCAACGGAAGGUUCAAGUGUAACACGAGGUUAUGUUUGUCCAUCACAGACUUCCAUCCUGAUACGUGGAACCCUGCGUGGUCUGUCAGCACGAUUCUGACGGGUUUGCUCAGUUUUAUGGUGGAAAAAGGACCAACACUCGGCAGUAUUGAGACGUCUGACUACACGAAAAGACAGCUCUCUGCCCAAAGCCUGGCUUUUAACCUGAAAGACAAAGUGUUCUGCGAGCUGUUCCCUGAUGUGGUAGAAGAGAUUAAGCAGAAACAGAAGAUCCAAGAGGAGUUAAGCGCCCGCACACAGCCUCUCCCCUUACCAGAUGUGGUGCCUGAUGGAGACCCUCAGCAAGCUCAUUACGGCCUCCCGGUCCUCAACGGAGGGCCUGUCCCUGUAGGGGACGCCAACCCCGCCCCUGGCCUGCAGCAGGGAAAUCGCAACCAUGGACUCUUAGGAGGAGCUUUAGCCAACCUGUUUGUGAUUGUAGGCUUCGCUGCGUUCGCUUAUACAGUCAAAUACGUUCUGAGGAGCAUAGCUCAGGAGUGAAAGGAGGCGCCCACCUUUCUCCAAAUGACUAAACUUUACACAGUCGAUGCGUGGACGAGAGACGCUCAGUCCUGAGUUCUAAUCGCGCCACAGCAACUUCUGCCACCAUGGACCUCACCAGAAACAAACUCAAAAGCCCCUUUCCACCCCCUCCACCCCUCCCAGAAUGGCUGGACUGAGAGCAGGAACUGGGAAGUGGACGGGGUUGGAGAAGUUUUUAUUAAAACGGUUGCAAUCCACUUUGUGCUUCAGUGGUUUAAUAGAGUUCCUGGGAACAAUCUUGGCUCAUGGGUUGUGACAAAAAAAUCCAUCUUAACUCCCACCACCUUUAAAAUAAGAAGUGAUUUUGUCCUAAAUCAUAUGGCCUGUCUGGGGGGAAAAAAAGAUGAUUCACCUGAACUUAAAAGCAUCAAAAGCAUCGUCUUUAAUCGGUUGAACCGUCCGUGCUUCCAUGUUCCACAGAAAAGGAGCUGCCUCUGCCUGCCUCGCAGCUCCUUGUGGGGCUAAGGUUCCCCACAAGGCAUAAUUUAAUGAUUAAAGUUGGCUCGAAGUUUAUCGCUUUACAGAGAGCAGAUUUCAUUUUCCUUUCCAUACAUGAGAAGACGAAACUUUACACGUCACGUCAUCACAUGUCAGCUCACCUCUUUGUGGGGCGUGUGCAAAAGGAAGCCGUUUCCAACGAACCUGGCCUGUUAACUUUGAUGGGAAGUUUUAACAGCUCCUGUUAGCCUGGAACCUCGCAUGGGUUUGGAUUACCACAUUACUGUCACUUUGCUUUUUUGUUUGUUUGUUUCUGCUAAAAUUAUUUUCUUAACCAAAAGUUUAUGCUAAAAAUCCAAGAGGAAUUCUAUUGAUACAUGGAUGGCCAACCAGUUCUAUUGUGAUUGAUGACGUAUAAAAACAUGCAGAGUAUCAAAACUUUGGAGAUAAAUCUGCACAUAAACCGUUUUUUUUCCUGGAGCUGUAAGUGCUUUUACAUCCCAUUGGCUCCUUCACUGUUCAGAACUGAGACUUUAACAAGAAAACGGUGUUUUAAUAAAUGUCCAUCUCUACAUAAGCAGCACGGAUUUGGUUUGAUAUGUCAUCAAAUGCCAGUAAGAGUUUCCUAUUCAACCCAUGAGCCACAAGUGGAAGGUACACAUUGGAGACUUUCUUUUCUUUUGUUUUUUUAAAUCGGUUUAGCUGACCAGUAUAGCGCCAGUCUAUCCAGGUCCAAAUAAGGAACCAACAUUUUUAUUUCUGUUAAAUCAAAUUUUUCUUUCCUCCCUCCCCUCCCCCCCUUUUUUUGUUGUCUUAUUUAUAGAAACUGCCAGCUGAUUGUGUUUUGCAAAACACGCAGUAGAAACACGGGCAAAGACCCUGGCUCUCGUUAUUUGCUGAUGAUUAACUCCUGAAUUUAGAGUAAAUGGUUCUACUGCGUAUCUGAUGCUUCAGUGGAAAACGGAUGAUUCUCUCUUUCUCUGCACCUUCACAAACAAAGAGCGGGGAGGCUGAUGAUGGGAGUGCAUUUGUGUAGUGAUACAGCAAAUGGCCAAAUUUCCAUGCUUCAGUUAACCUUGUGUGACCUUGUAUGUUUUCAUAGUAAAUGCAAAUAAAUACCCUGCUUGUUGGGGCAUUUAACCAAUCUCCAUUUGAAUCUGCUUUUGUCACAAACUAUGUCUGUGUUUAGCAAAUAGUUGCAGGUUAGAAAACAAAUGCAAAGGUCUCUGCUUUCUUUUUCUACAAAUAAAAAUAUUUGAUAAGCCCAUAAA